AUGGCCAUGCUGGCCUCAAAAACGUUUCCGGCCUCGCUGGGUUCGCAGGCCUCGACAAUGGUGCCAAACGUCGCCCAAGCCGCCUACGCGCCGGCGAGGAGGGUGCCGACCAUGCCGACCACCAGCCAGUCCUUUGCCAGUCCGACCGAAUCAGAGUUCUCCGACUUUGAGAACCCGGACUCAGUUAAGAACUGGGAUGAGGAUCGCGUGUGCGAGUACCUGAGGAGCGUCAAGUGCGGAGACUACGAGAAGAUCUUCCGUAAGAACCACAUCACCGGAGAGAAUCUGCUGGAGAUGGACAAGGAAGUCCUCAAGGAGAUGGGCAUCGAUAAGGUCGGCGACCGGGUCCGGCUGUUUCUUGGCAUCAAGAAGCUGAGGACCAAGACCUUUGCCAACCAGAAGAAGCGCAAUAGGGUUUGUAGACGAUGGAACCCUUCUGGAAACCCCCCUGUUCAGCUGCUGACAUUUGCUCUACAGGACUCAUUCGGCGGCCUGGAGAUCCAAUAUGCACCCUCCUCGGGUUCUCCCAGACCCCUCAACUCAGGCAGCAGUCGCGCCAUGCCCACCCCGACCUCUUCCAACAAGCGCUACUCGAGACAGAUCGACCUCUCUGGCGUCUCCCUCGAGAACGCCGCGCAGCACACCUCUCGCCCCUCGUCCCCUCUGCCCAGCGCCGACUUCAGGCCAAGACAGCCCCGAUAUGGCCAGGGCGUCGGAUACGGAAGCCAGCCCCCGACUGCUACGUCCAGCAGAUACCCCGGAUCUCCCCCCGAGGCCCCUGCGCCUGGACGCUUGGUACUGACCCAUACGCGAAACAACUCCAGCAUGGACGGUUCGCUGAUGGCAGCUUUACCACAGAACCAGGAAGUCAUCCGUGUCAUCUCGACCGGCGGUGUGACAAAAGUCGUUAAGAUCGCCGAUUGCAACACCUGCGAAGAGGUCAUGAGGGUCACGCUGCGCAAGUUCGCCCUCCGCGAGGACCACGAGAGGAACUACUGCUUCUGGGUUCUGUCUGGUGUCGACCCCGACCCCAAACAAUGCCGACGCCUCGGCGAUACCGAGCUGUGGCGUGUCAUCAAGGACCAGAAGCGACCCGAGCGGAACCGUCUGAUCCUCCGGCGUGUUCCAGCCGGCGAGCCCGGCAUGUCGGAGCUGGAGAGGGCAGCCGCGAUCGCCAUGGAAGAGUCCCAACAGACUGUUGUUCGUGUCGAGAGCGCCGACAAGCGGAGUCAGCUCAAAGUCCAGAAGGUGCUGGGCGAGAGCUGGGAUAACAUGCAACAACCUCCUCUCUCUCCGGUCUCAUACCAAGAUCGUGAGCGCAACGUUUAUAACGCGGCACGGGACCUUGAGCGGCCCGCCCCGACUGAUGUAGAUCGCCCAGUCGGUCGCCGCAAGGCCCGACUCCGCCAGUUCGGUGGACUCCGGCCCCCUAGCGAGUUGAUCGCUUCUGAUUUGACCACUUACUUCCCGGACCACCCCAGAGAGGACAUCGACCGCACUGCCCGUCUGUCCAUGCGCCGGUCGGCACGUCUCAGCAAGGUCAACAGCCGCCUCAGUGUCGCGAGUAACCUCAGCUUUGCCUCUAGCAUCCAGGAUGCACCCCCUAUUCCCACCAUCGCUGAUAGCUGGCUCAACGCAUCAAGUCAACUGGCUAAGGUCCAGGCCCUUCCGCGAGAUGUCCGCGGCCGCGUGCCGCACGCCUACCGCGACUCGGUGGCGUCGUCAAUGUUGGAUACCCUCCAAGAAGAAGGCUCGCCUAUCGAGCCGAACCGCAAGUCUUAUGUCUCGUUUGCCGACAGCGGCUCUGACACCGCUGCUGUCAGCAUCACCGACCCGGACGGAAAUGUCCGCCAGAGCUACUUUGAUGAGCAGAGCACCCUUGGCUCCGGAUCUAGCUCCCUCAAGGAGGUCAGCCAAGCCCUCAACGAGGACGGCGAAGAUGCCGAUGAGGAGCUGCAGAGCUUCUUGGCUGGCGAGUCUUGGGACGACAGCCAGUGGAUGAAGGGUGCUCUCAUUGGUCAGGGUUCCUUCGGCUGUGUCUACCUGGCUCUGCACGCCGUGACUGGCGAGCUGCUUGCCGUCAAGCAGGUCGAGACCCCGUCGCCGGGCGCCAACAGCCAGAACGAUGCCCGGAAGAAGAGCAUGAUCGAGGCCCUGAAGCGCGAGAUCAGCCUGCUCCGCGACCUCCGCCACGCCAACAUUGUGCAGUAUCUGGGCUGCGGCUCUUCGGCCGAGUACCUCAACAUCUUCCUCGAGUACGUGCCCGGCGGCUCGGUGCAGACCAUGCUCAACUCGUACGGCGCGCUGCCCGAACCCCUGGUCCGCAGCUUCGUGCGCCAGAUCCUGAACGGGCUGUCUUACCUGCACAACCGCGACAUCAUCCACCGCGACAUCAAGGGCGCCAACAUCCUCGUCGACAACAAGGGCACGAUCAAGAUCUCCGACUUUGGCAUCUCCAAGAAGCUCGAGGCGACCAACAUCCUCAACGGCGCCAACAACAACAAGCACCGGCCCUCGCUGCAGGGCUCCGUCUUCUGGAUGGCCCCCGAGGUGGUCAAGCAGACGAGCUACACGCGCAAGGCCGACAUCUGGUCCCUGGGCUGCCUCGUCGUCGAGAUGAUGACGGGCACGCACCCCUUCCCGGACUGCACGCAGCUGCAGGCCAUUUUCAAGAUCGGCGGCUCCAAGGCGGCGCCCACCAUCCCCGAGCACGCCAGCGAGGCGGCCAAGUCGUUCCUGAGCCAGACCUUCGAGAUUGACCACAACAAGCGCCCUAGUGCGGACGAGUUGAUGCUCAGCCCCUUCUUGACGCCUAUUACUUGA
Messenger RNA from Thyridium curvatum, 2823 nucleotides. RefSeq lists its product as uncharacterized. The transcript has a single exon. Gene Ontology annotation, molecular function: protein kinase activity; protein binding; ATP binding. Gene Ontology annotation, biological process: signal transduction; protein phosphorylation. The coding region runs from base 1 to 2823 and encodes 940 amino acids. NCBI's taxonomy places the organism in Eukaryota, Fungi, Ascomycota, Sordariomycetes, Thyridiales, Thyridiaceae. The record is from RefSeq and is a predicted model, not a curated record.